UUUUGGUCUUCAUUGCAAUCCUGUUACAGGAAGUUAAAAUUUGGCGGGAAAGUUACACAUGUCCAUCUGCUGUAAAUAAUUUAGAACACACGAUAUUUAGAGCUAUGCCUCUAUUAAAAUAUGAAGGGGUUCGGUUGAAUAACAACAUAUCAUGAUGCCAUAAGAUUGAAAAAUGGAUUUUACAAAGAACUGCAGAUUGAUGGGGCAACCCUAUGUGUACAAGCAUGCCACUAACUUAAUCAAGACAUUAAACAAGCAAAGAGAGGAUCGUCCUGAUCUCUGUGAUGUUACUAUCAUUAUUGAAGGAAAGGAACUGAAAGCCCACUGGUGUGUUCUUAUGACCUGUCCUUAUUUUGAAUCAAUGUACAACAGUGGAUUAGCAGAGAAAACUUCAGGAAAAGUCACCAUCCAUAUAGGAAAGACAUAUGCAGUAGAGAAUGUAUUGCAAUAUUUGUACCUUGGAAAUAUAGAGAUGUCAAUGUCUAACUUAGAAGAUAUUCUUGAAGUUGCUGAUUAUUUACAGUGUUUUGACCUUAAAAAAUUAUGCAAUGAAUUUCUAGCCUCGCAACCAAUGGACUCAAAAUCUUGUGUCAAGAUCUGUCUAAUUUCAUCUCUUUAUGAUUUAGCUAUUCAUGAUGAAGCAAUGAGAUUUAUGAAAGGUCAUUUGAAACAAGUUUUUCAAGAUGAAGACAUUUUAACCCUGACACAUGAUUCUGUUUUAUCAUUAUUGAGUGAUGAAACACUGAGCUACGUUUCACAAGAUUCCUUUCUCCAAUUUUUACUACGUUGGCUAAAGUUUGAUAUAGAUAACAGGCGUAAAGAUGCUUUUCAAUUAUUCUUAGCUUUGAAAUUUGAAAAUGUAUCAAAUGAAAGUUUAAAUCAGGUUUUGACAGAUAAUGAAUUAGAUGGACUUUUUCCGACAAAUGAUAUCAAUGCUAUACUAGAGCAAAGGAAUAAUGGAACCAAUCCUAUAUUACAAACCAGUGACAUAGUUAUAUUGGGAGGGGGUGUUUUCUUUGAUAAAUUGAAUUUUGGUCAACCUAAAGAAGUUAUCCUUAGUUCUAGUAGUAAAAAGAUGUAUGCUUUUAAUCUUGAUGAACAGAAAUGGACAAAUCUUUGGACUAUGCCGUUACCUUUAGAACGUCCAGUUAUAAGAGUCAGUGAGGACAGAAGAAUACAUGUGAUGAACCUGUUAGGUCCAGCUAGAUCAGAAUUUAGUUGUUUUAACCGUUAUGAUAUGCAUAUCUUUGAAAUAGCAAGUAAAAGCUGGAAAACAAUUAAAAUAGAGAAAGACCGACAUUUAAUAGGAUUUUAUCUUCAUGAUUUUAUUCUGUGUGGUAAAAGAAUAUUUCUGUUAGGUAGAGGAUUUAAACAGUUUAGCACUACAGAAGAAAGCUGUAAACUGAUGGAAGUCAAGGAUGAUGGUUCAAUUGAAACACAGGUUCUCUUUGAUUGUAAUGCAAAAGAUAAUUUCUAUUGUAGCAACUUAGAUUCUGAAAAGAUUGUAAUAGUAUGUGAAUGGUUUCACAAAAAGACAUUCUCUAUCAAAUAUUACAAUUUGGAUACACAUGCCAUGACUGAACCUACCCGUGCGAAGUCGUGCAGUUCAACUAUUUCAUUCACAAAGAUUUUAAUGUACAAAGGAGAUAUCAUUCAGCUAGAUCUUAAACGGAGAAUGAUGAGGAAAUUUAGCCCAAAUAACAAUACAUGGUUUUGCUACCCUAAGAUCACAACUCCACCUAUCGAAUUGUCAAAAAGUGCAAUGUAUACCUUCUGUAAUGAUAACUUGUAUGUUUUUGGAGGUGACAAGUCUAAGAGUGCAUACAAGUAUAUUUGUAAGAAGAAGAUAUGGGUUGAGCUAGAUGACAUACCAGUGACCACUGGUCUUUACAAUAGUGGUGUCUGUGUGUCCACCGUAGCCUCUGACCUUGUGGCAUGUCAUCCAAACUGUCCACAUUGUUACUAUAAUCCGAAGGAUUCAGGUGUGACUUACGCAGAAAGUGAACAUUCUGAUGCUAGUUAUCGGGACUCUGAUGAUGAUGAGGAUGAAUAUGAUUGGGAUAAUGACUAUGAUGAAGAAGAGGAAGAAUAUUCGAGGAGUUCAGAUUGUGUGUUGAUGUGAAAUAACAUACUGGUAGUUAUUUAUGGAUUUUUUUUAAGUUUUAACAAAAUAGAACUGAAUCAAGUUUUUUGUCACAUGAUCACUAUGAAGUAAUUUUAAACUAGUGCUUUUCUAAAAUAUACAAAAACUUUGAUUAAUCAAAUGUGCAUGAGAAUAACGAAGUGAUGGAUAGACUGUUGUUAAUCAAAUACAGAUUUUUGUUACUUUA
This is a messenger RNA of Mytilus trossulus (common blue mussel), 2330 nucleotides long. RefSeq lists its product as uncharacterized. Gene Ontology annotation, molecular function: protein binding. The transcript has 4 exons. The record is from RefSeq and is a predicted model, not a curated record. Bases 173 to 2122 code for a protein of 649 amino acids. NCBI's taxonomy places the organism in Eukaryota, Metazoa, Mollusca, Bivalvia, Mytilida, Mytilidae.